AUGGUGGACAGCCAUUUCCCCAGUCCGGAGGACAUCACCCUGCAGGAAUUCCGCGACGCCCUCGCAAAAUACGACCAGCUCAUCGAAGCCGUAUCUGCCUCUAAAGGAGCCAAACCUGGCCAGAAGACUCUUGCAGAGCUAGACCAUUACCGUUACGUGGAGGCCCCUGCCUUGUUCGCCGCGACCAGUCCAAGCCGGCCGAUGCAGCUUGGGGAUGUGCAAACUUUAGUCGAAUGGAAGCUCAAGCAUGGAAAGUUCCGCCCAACUCUGAUGAAGCUCGUGUCCUCAAAUGAGGAAUCUUUCGUCAAGGACACGGCCACGAGCGCGCUGGACAUUUACACCAAGAAAGCCGACGCCUCCGCAGCCAUCGACGUGCUAACAAAACUGAAGGGGAUCGGUCCGGCCACCGCCUCAUUGCUUCUGGCUGUCCACGACCCUCAGAAUAUAGUCUUUUUUGCGGACGAGGCCUUCUACUGGCUGUGCGAUCACGGGAGGAGAGGCCACAUGAAAUACAAUGCCAAGGAAUACAAGGACCUCCACGAGAACUCACAGAAGCUGGCCAAACGACUCUGUGUCAAAGCAAUCGAUGUGGAGCGGGUGGCUUAUGUCCUCUUGAACGACACCGGCGCAAGUUCGCCAACUAAGCCACCGGCAGGUACUCCGAACACCGCAGCGGCGGCCCCCGAAAAGACCACGUCUGUGGCCACCAAGAGGAGGCAGGAGGGUGCCAUUGAAGCAUCUUCUGCACCUCGACGAUCAAAGCGGAGCAAGCAAUCCUGA
Molecule: messenger RNA, 780 nt
Organism: Diaporthe citri
Lineage: Eukaryota; Fungi; Ascomycota; Sordariomycetes; Diaporthales; Diaporthaceae
Exons: 3
Coding region: 1-780 (259 amino acids)
Source: RefSeq, a predicted model, not a curated record